Messenger RNA from Solanum pennellii, 1367 nucleotides. RefSeq names its product NADPH-dependent oxidoreductase 2-alkenal reductase-like. The coding region runs from base 138 to 1193 and encodes 351 amino acids. Gene Ontology annotation, molecular function: oxidoreductase activity, acting on the CH-CH group of donors, NAD or NADP as acceptor. The record is from RefSeq and is a predicted model, not a curated record. The transcript has a single exon. NCBI's taxonomy places the organism in Eukaryota, Viridiplantae, Streptophyta, Magnoliopsida, Solanales, Solanaceae.
AUAGACGGCAUAAAAGCACCUAUGCACUUUGUCAUUUUUCUAAAAAAAACUUAAAUAUAAGCACCAAAAGAGCAUUUCACAUUAUAUUCAUCUCAACUUUUUUCUUACCCUUUGUUAACAUUUUGCCAAGCCAAAAGAUGGAAAUAAAGAACAAGUAUGUAACUAUAAAAAACAGCAUAAAUGGUGCACCAAAAGAGUCAGACUUUGAGAUAAAAGUCGAAAACGUCUCACUUAUCAUUGAGUCUGAGUCUGAGUCUGAGUCUAAGGAUGUUGUUGUGAAGAACCUGUUUGUUUCAAUUGAUCCAUAUCAUAUAAACAGAAUGAAGAGCCAAAGUUCGUCACAAGGAACCAUAAGUUUUGCAACUGCUAUAACUCCUGGUGAGUCCAUUGAUAGUUAUGGUGUAGGAAGAGUUUUGUUCUCGCAUCGACCUGAUUUCAAGAAAGGUGAUUUGGUAGCAGGGAUACUUACCUGGGGAGAGUAUAGUAUAGUAAAAGAAGGUUCAUUAUUGAAUAAGUUGGAUCCUAAUAUGGGAUUUCCGUUGUCUUACCAUGUCGGAAUUUUUGGAUUCAGUGGACUAUCUGCCUAUGCUGGAUUCUUCGAGGUGUGUAAACCGAAGCCAGGGGAGAAAGUUUUCGUGUCUGCUGCUUCAGGUUCGAUAGGGCAUUUAGUAGGACAGUAUGCUAAAUUACUUGGAUGUUAUGUUGUUGGCUCUGUUGGUAGUCAAGAAAAGGUAAAUUUUCUUAAGGGAAGACUUGGAUUCGACGAUGCAUUCAAUUAUAAACAAGAAACUGACCUUAAAUUAGCUCUGAAAAGGUGUUUCCCUCAAGGGAUUGAUGUCUACUUCGACAACGUGGGAGGCAGGAUGUUAGAAGCAGCAGUGGCAAACAUGAACAUAUUCGGUAGAGUAGCUGUCUGUGGGGUUAUAUCUGAGUACACAAAUGCUACAACACGAGCUGCUCCAGAGAUGUUGGAUAUAGUCUACAAAAGGAUUACCAUCAAAGGAUUCCUAGCAGCUGAUUUCAUGAAUAUGUAUGCUGAGAUCCUGUCGAAAACAGUUGAGUACGUCAAAGAUGGAAAACUCAAGACCGUUGAAGAUAUCUCACAAGGCGUUGAAAGCAUUCCCUCUGCUUUCAUUGGACUGUUCAAUGGCGAAAAUAUAGGCAAAAAGAUUGUCAAAGUUGCAGAUGAGUGAAAAAAUACAAAGAUACAUGAUUGUUGGCAUAUGAAUUAAUAAGUCAAGAACUUGCUUACUUCUGCUAUAUUACCAAACAAUAUCUUACCUGUGCUUCUUUCAAGUUCUAAUCCAUUUGAUGCUCUUAAUCGAUGUGUAAGCUUUCUGGUAAUUCAAGUACUCGAAAAGUCUGUA